AUGAUCUCGUCGAGAUCGAGCUCAACGAUGAGCGCGAUGAGCAUGGUGCUCUUUGUGCUUCUGACGCUCGCUGCCUCGGCAUGUGCGCAGAUGGCCCCCGUGCGCUCUCGACCCGUCCGAGCGCGCGAUGCCUUCUCCGACCAGGACCCCCUCAACAAAGAAGGCGAGGACCACGGCAAGCCCACCGUGCCUAGUGGUGCUUCGCUCGUCUCGCUCCCCAUCACCUCGGACGCCUCGGUCGCAACCUACUGGACCGCCAACCCGAACAACGCCACCGCCACCAACGCCUAUAUCAUGAUGCACGGUAAGCUGCGCGACGGGGCCAAUUACUGGAGCGUACUCGACACCGUGCUGGAGCAAGCCGUCAAGGCGAAGCAUGCCGGCGCCGUCAGCACCUCCAUCGUCACCGCCCCGCAGUUCUACUCGACCAGGCUCAACUCGGGCCAAUACACCAACAGCCAGAUCGCCUUUGCCGACACCAACGUGUGGCAGGCAGGAGAGGCAGCCAAUCGCCCGAUCGGAACCAACGUGACCAGCUUCGAUGCUCUUGACGCACUCCUCGCCGAGUUCAGCGACACGGCAAAGUACCCUAACAUGAAGCAGAUCACCUUUGUCGGCCACGGCGGCGGCGCACAGCUCAUCUCGCGCUACGCUGUGGUGGGCGCGGGUCUGCCGAGCGGGAGCAAGAUCCAACUGCGGUAUGUUGUGGGCGAUCCCUCGUCCAAUCCCUACUUCACUCUCGAUAGACCUCUGCAAGACACUUCGGUCGCAGAUAAGGCCACAUGUCCGCUCUACAACCGAUGGCGCUACGGCUUUGACCGCUUCAACGGCACGCGGGCGGCGCCGUUGAUGACGCCGCAGCAGUACUUUGCUCGCUUUGUCACGCGCGAUGUUCGCUGGGUGGUCGGCUACCAGGAUACCACCAACGACGGCGACGACACGUGCAUGGCCAAGCUCCAGGGCGGCGAAGCACGACGCGAUCGAAAUCUGGCCUGGUGGAGAUACCUCAACACGCUGGCCGGAACCAACCAGGACCUCACUGGCUUCCCUGGAGCCUUGCCUGGCAUGACGAGUUGGGCCAACGUCACCAACAGUACGCUGGCGCAUAGAUUGACGGUGGUGUACGAUGCCGAUCACAACGCCCAGGAGGUGUACACGAGCAUAGAGGGUACGUCGGCUCUGUUUGACGACUCGAGCAACGUGCAGCUUGGGUGGAGACCACAGGGCUGGAGAAACGUCACAACGGCAACACAAACAAAGUCGCCAGCAGCAGGAUCCGCCGGCGCAAACUCUUCACCCGCAGCGACGAUUGGUAGCUACAGGGCCGUGGCAGCAUGCAUGGUCCUGGCCGCAUUCGUCUCGAUCGCAGUCUCGCUGCUUUAA
This is a messenger RNA of Moesziomyces antarcticus, 1383 nucleotides long. RefSeq lists its product as uncharacterized. NCBI's taxonomy places the organism in Eukaryota, Fungi, Basidiomycota, Ustilaginomycetes, Ustilaginales, Ustilaginaceae. The record is from RefSeq and is a predicted model, not a curated record. Bases 1 to 1383 code for a protein of 460 amino acids. The transcript has a single exon.